AUACUUUUGAUACAUAAGCUGGUAGUAAAUUUGUUUUAAUUCAGACGGUAAUACAUGCUUAAAUACUAUCAGACGUACAUUAAAUUGAAAAUGUUGUCUUAGAUUGGUUGAUUGAAUGAUUAAAAGCGCUCAGCUUCUACCACUGUAUUAUUAUUGAAAAUUGUUCCGCAAACUUGUCUGUGAGGCUAUAAUUUUCAUUCGACCGGGGUGGUUUGGGCAUGUGCUGCGAAUCCAUAGCCAUCACUUACCUCGACGUCCAAUGAUAACGAGUAGGAGUAGGUUGGAAUAAAGUUAGGGGUGCCCAGAUCCUAAGACAUAAUAUCAGUCCGUGAAGCUAUUGGCUGUUGUAGUGAAACAUGCUAGUAGAUGCAGAAUACAUUGUUGGGGUCCCCUCAGUUUUCGUAACCGAUGGCUAGAGACAUUGAGUGACGCCCAGAAUCUGUUGCACCGAUGCAGUUGGAUCCACUCUCUAUCUUCCUCCAGGUCUUGGGUUUCAAAGUUAUCUUGUACUUCAUAUUAUACUAAUUCAUUCUUUAUCAAUCAUACUGUUUUAUUUUUAUUUUAUUUAUUUUAACACAUAGACAUUGGUACAGAGAGGCACCAAAUACAUAUGCGCCACACAAAUCCCAUUCGAUAUGUGUGAGGGCUGUGAUACUGCCCGGGUGCCCAAACCGAAGCAGGUGGUUUUCUUAAGGGGCCACUUCCCGAGCCUUCGACUUGAAGUUCUGAUCCACAAGGCAGUGGAGCAUCGUAAGGAGAUGCAGUCCCAUGGUAGCCGGUGACCAACAAUUGGUUCAUACGCCAUUUGUUCCUUCAGGAUAUUGGAGCCCAUGUGCACCAUUGAUUUGGAAUCCGGUUAAAGCUCCGGACAUCCGCUUUUCGUCCUCUCAUUUUCGUAAACAACACCCCCGCCACAAGAAUGCAGUGAGUAGGACUUCCCUUUCAGAGGCUAUAUACGCGUGGCCAAUCAUACUGUCUACUACUUCGGUAUUUAUCUUUGCAGCUUCAUCUCGUUGUCAGGUUGACUGGUUGAUUUCAUUCUGUGUUAAUAUGAUGUGGAAACUUGAACGAAUACACAUGUGUCAGAUUAUUUAUGAAAGAUUAGUUGUGAAUGCAUUGAAUACUUCUUUCUAUCUUGUUCCACCUUUUCCCCUAACAGACGAACGUAUCAGUUUCGAAUCAUUCGUUCCAAUUUAUCAUGGUUUAUUAAAAGAACAAGUGGAAGUGGAUCAAGAAACGUUUAUUGAGUCGUUUCGUGUAUUUGAUAAAGAAGAUAAUGGAUUAAUUAGUGCAGCUGAAUUAAGACAUCUACUAACAGCACUAGGUGAAAAACUACGAGAUGAUGAAGUGGAUGUAUUAUUAUCUGGUUUAGAAAAUAGUCAAGGUCUUGUACCAUAUGAAGCUUUUGUACAACGUGUUAUGAGUUAA
Messenger RNA from Schistosoma curassoni, 1428 nucleotides. NCBI's taxonomy places the organism in Eukaryota, Metazoa, Platyhelminthes, Trematoda, Strigeidida, Schistosomatidae. The record is from the annotation of a GenBank genome assembly.